Molecule: messenger RNA, 1362 nt
Organism: Owenia fusiformis
Lineage: Eukaryota; Metazoa; Annelida; Polychaeta; Sabellida; Oweniidae
Source: the annotation of a GenBank genome assembly
AUUUACUGCAAACACUCACUAGGCGGAUCAAGUUCGGAUUUACCAAUAUUUAGAAAAUGAAAUUAGCAAUAAAUUUUGCUUUAAAUCAGACAUAAAUCAGGAUAUAUAACCGAUUCGUCAUAUCCAAAUGAUAAAGGAAGUAUCUGGACGUAUUCAGACAAAGCAACAUGGCUAGAAAACAUCUAGAAGUGUUGCUAAUCACCGCUAAUGUGGGCUCAAUAUUCGAAGAUCCUGAACACACACUGAAGCAAUGGAUGAACGAGUUUCUCACAUCGAUAAAGGCUAUGUCCCCGGAGUUCAUAGCUAUACACUGUCAGGAAGUGGGGGGCAAGAACUAUGAAGAAUCGAUGCAAUAUGUCAAUGCAUUUGUCAAGGGUAUGUUGGCAAGUGAUGAACUCCAGGAGUAUGACAGAGUCAGGGUAUUCCUGGAUGAGGACUUCACAGCCCAAGACAAGUUCACAGCUUUAGGCAAUCUCUAUUUUAUCCAUGAAUCUGUGAAGUCUGUUGAAACCUGGGACUUUGACGAAAACAAAUUCGUUGAAGUGGAAGGUAAAGAUGUCCUCUCAGGGAAUAUUGAAAGUGUUCCUAUAAAAGAAAAAAGAAAAUUUCCCCAACAUUUUUUCCCUGAUUUUAGGUGGUCAAGAAAAGGUUUCAUCAGAACCAGGUGGUCAAUUAACAACUUAAAGUUUGACUUAAUUAAUAUCCACCUGUUUCACGAUGCCUCUAACAUACUCGCGAUGGAAACUGCUCCAUCAGUAUAUGUUUCAAACAGAAAUGGUGCUCUACGGUAUACAUUAGAAAAGCUUGAAAAUGACGAACUUGAAAAUGUGCCAUACUUUAUGUUUGGGGACUUCAACUUUAGGCUCGACACACACGCUCUAGUCAAAGAUCUUACACAAAACCAUGUAAAAACAAACAGAUGUUCAAUACGAAGUAAGAAGAACGACGAAGUAACGAAAAUUAUAUUCAAAGAUCAGGGAAACAGUGAAAAGCCUAUUUUAACUGUGGGCAAGAAAGAUUUCCACCAUCAUCUAAAACACGAGGAGAUCUUUCUUAGUAGUAAUACAUGGUUAAGGAGUUUCGACAAAGAAGUAAACCCAUUUUACGACAAAACAAAUGAAUUUCCCAUUCAUUUCCCACCAACAUACCCAUUCAGUGAGGACAUAGAUGAUGGAAGGUCAUAUAUGAAGACUAGGUGUCCAGCAUGGUGUGACAGAAUACUAUACUCUCACAGUGCCAAGGAGAUCAUUAUACAGGACUCUGAGAAAAAAGAACCAGAAUAUUAUAUUAUUGGAGAAAAUAUAUGUAUGGGCGAUCAUAAGCCAGUGUACCUAAAACUGAAGCUCCGCAUAAAUCAACCAG